CAAUGUAUGUAUUGUGAACAGAAUACAUAAUGCUCCGAUCAAUUUUCUCAUCUCCCUUCCGCCGGAAUCUCUCUUCGUCCACUCUCCGCCACAUCUCUACGACGCCGCAUCUCAGCUUCUCAUGGAUGGACAAGGUCAAAGGAGUUCUUACCGGCCAGAAGACCGAACCCCCACCCUCACAAUCGGCCCAGUCGUUCACCCUUCUUCUAUUUGCGGAGGAGAUGAGGAAGGCUAGGAAAUUGGGGACUUUGAAGCAAUUCGUAGUUGGCAGAAGCAGUGAGGCCACUUUUAACGACGCCUUUGAGAAGCAAGAGGCCAUAAUUCGAUACCUAGGCGGUGUUGAUAAUACUGGGGAGAACAUCCAAACCAAGCACAAGCAGGAUGCAGCAAAACAAUGUAAUUGCACGCUGACAGAGGUUGAGAAUACCUUAGCUAAGUUUACGUGGGCCAAGCAAGCUCAGGCAAAGCUUGAACAACUUCAAGCUGAAGGAAAACCUAUCCCAAAGAGCAUGUCCGAGAUCCAGAAAAUGAUGGGAUCAUCUGCAUUGGAUCUUGCAAGAUCAAACAUGGCAAAAAGUGGGAAAACAAGUAGAAAUUCACCCUGCCCCUGUGGUUCUAAGAAGUUGUACAAGAGGUGCUGCGGCAAGGACAAGAGCAGUUGAGAGCAACUUGGGUUGUUGAGUUGAGGGAGAAGUGGAAAAGGAAAGGCUAAAUUAGGAACAUAAUGGUAAGCUUUGGUGUGAGCACAGUUUAUUCUCUUUCUGCACAACUUGCUUCGGAAGUGUGGGUUGGCCAUGGGACUAGAAUAUAAACAAUUCUUUUUAGGGUUCAUCUCCAUUCAAUAUUCACGUUUAUUUGGGAUUUUGGAUCCAAUUUUGACCUAUCUCAUCUUUGUUGUAGUAUCUUUUUUUUUUUUUUUUUAUGUACUUGACAAUAUUUAAUAACGUGCAAGCUGAGUUGAGUUGAGUGA
Messenger RNA from Salvia hispanica, 970 nucleotides. Its product is annotated as SEC-C motif protein. NCBI's taxonomy places the organism in Eukaryota, Viridiplantae, Streptophyta, Magnoliopsida, Lamiales, Lamiaceae. The record is from RefSeq and is a predicted model, not a curated record.